CACACGUGGGUUAGAAUAUUUCCUGUGGCGCGGAAUCGAGCGCAGUUUACCUCAGGACUUCAACGGAUCGAUUUGAGCAAGAUUUAGUUUUAUUAUCGAAACAAAUAUUAGUAAGCGUGUAUGUGGGACAGAUAUUACAGUUUAAAGUCGCAGGAUGGCGCAGAAACAGCCGUUAGAGCUUCGCUUCGUCGCUGAUGAAGAUGUUUUGGAUCAUAUUGUAGAGAAACAGCAAGAUAUAAAAGCAGCGGAUGGAUCCGUGCAGACGCUGGUGACCGUAAAAGCACAGCAGAAAUCCAAAAGACCUGAGGAUGAUGAUGAUGAAGAUGACGAAGAGGUGUUGAAUGAGCAGAGCUAUGUGGAUGCUCUGUGCACCGGAUCACAAGAUACGAGUGAAAAUGGCACCGUCACUGCGGGAUCAUCUGUCUUCUCGUUUCAGACCAUCAAGCGGGGCAAUAAAAUGGCUCAGAUGGCGUCUGAAUGGUCUCGAACGCCUGGGAAGAGCGUGACCUUCUGCACAUCAGACACAAACGAGGAGUCGUCCAGCCCGACACGCACCGCUCAAAAAUCAGCCAAUCAGAGCAAAACCCCUCAGAAGGGAAAGAAGGUGCAGUUCAUCUCCACGACACCACACCGACUGCGCAAGAGACUGUCAGCUCCGAACCUGCGUUCAGACAGCGAGAGCGAUUUCUCCCCCUCGAACUCUGAGGAUGAUGAUGAUGCUGAAGAACACGAGGGGAAGAGGGUCGACCAGCCCAAAACACCCAGUAAAAACACGUCCGCUGCUGCGCUCUAUAAGACGCCCAGUAAGAAGGGCAAGAAAGCAGCAGAGUCUGAUCUGGUGGAGGAGUAUUUUGAAGCUCACAGCAGCUCUAAGGUUCUCACGUCCGAUCGGACCCUCCAGAAACUCCAGAUGCCCAAACUGGACCAGGAAACUCUGCUCAGCCUCUUGGGUAAAAACCAGCCACGCUUCGCAGAGGAAAUUAAACAGCUCAAUGCAAAACACGAGAAGAACUUCAACCAGUGGAUGCUGCAGCUGCACAUGGGCUUUAACAUCUUGAUCUACGGUUUGGGCUCCAAGAAGCUCUUGCUGGAGAAGUUCCGCACAUCCAUGCUUUGUGACUACGAUCAUGUGGUGGUCAAUGGCUUCUUCCCCAGUAUGACCCUCAAGUCGAUCCUCAAUUCCCUCACCUGUGACGUGUUCGGACACGAGGGAACUUUCCGUAAUCCUGCAGACCAGAUCGACUUCAUCAUCAGAACUCUCAGAGAGGACCCGAGCAAUCACGUCUUCCUGGUCAUCCAUAACAUCGACGGGCCCAUGCUGAGGGGCGACAGGAACCAGCAGGCACUGGGGCAGCUGGCGGCGCUUCCCAACAUGCACCUGCUGGCCUCCAUCGACCACAUCAACGCUACACUCAUCUGGGAUCAAGCGAAGAUGAGCAUGUUCAACUGGCUGUGGUACGAAACCACCACAUACCUUCCGUACACUGAAGAGACGUCAUACGAGAACUCACUGCUGGUGCAGCAGACCGGAGCACUGGCCCUCAGCUCACUCACACACGUGCUGCGCAGCCUCACGCCCAACGCCAGGGGAAUCUUCAGAUUACUUGCAGAGUUUCAGCUGGAGAACAAGGACAAUCCUGCAUAUACGGGAUUGUCUUUCCAGGAUUUCUAUCAGCGCUGUCGCGAGUCGUUCCUGGUGAACAGUGACAUCACGCUGCGCACACAGCUCACCGAGUUCAGAGACCAUAAACUCAUCCGCAACAAGAAGGGCGCUGAUGGAGUGGAAUAUCUGCUGAUUCCGGUGGAUAACGGCACUCUGACAGACUUCCUGGAGAAAAACGAUGUGGAGUGAAACCAGGAAAACCUCACUGCUGUCCACGGCUCAGUAAAUGUGUUUAGCUGAAUAGCACUUAAUCUUUCUGAUAAAUAACUUGCCAACAUUGUAUCAUAAAGGAUUUGAUACAGGAGGAAACGUGGCAGGUUUGACUGAAGACAGAGACAGCUUGUGUGGUUGCAGGGUUAAAGGUCUCUUAAA
This is a messenger RNA of Sinocyclocheilus anshuiensis, 2035 nucleotides long. It is a transcript of the gene orc2, whose product is annotated as origin recognition complex, subunit 2. Gene Ontology annotation, biological process: DNA replication. Gene Ontology annotation, molecular function: DNA replication origin binding. The coding region runs from base 155 to 1852 and encodes 565 amino acids. The transcript is spliced from 16 exons. The record is from RefSeq and is a predicted model, not a curated record. Lineage: Eukaryota; Metazoa; Chordata; Actinopteri; Cypriniformes; Cyprinidae. Gene Ontology annotation, cellular component: nuclear origin of replication recognition complex; nucleus.